CCGCAUACUCACUGCUGCAGCCAAUCCAGCACUAAAAAAUAUUGGACGGCGACCUAAAGUCACCACAUCAAUCACUGGCAAGAAAAAGGUACCAAUGCGACCAAGACGUUUUGGCUAUCAGCAUGCACCAUGCACAUACCCCUUGACAGGACAUUUGAUGAUUGCCUCAAAGGUCCCUGCUUUAAGCCAUUGGGUCCCGCUCCUCAAUUUCUCUUUCCCUUCAGCUCCACACCGUUUGCUGUCAAGUUCAUCAUGUGCAUGCGUGCUGAUUGUCCCAAGUGCAGUCUCCUGGUGGGGUUGUGGGAGACACAUACCUGCUACCAUGGAUAAGGUCCCUAGAGAUCAGAGAUGCACCUGUGGGCCGCCACUGGAGAUUGAUGGCAAGAUGUAUCCUCCAAAGCCUCCAGGCUUGUUUACCGACUGCUCUGUGUCAUGAUCACACCAAAUCCAUCACGACUACACGGCCUGACAGGAAAUACUCUCAUUCUCAUUCUCGUUUCCUCUGUACAUUUGCUCUCACCAAUUAACUUCUAAUACUGGUCUGGAUGUAUCAACUUUGUUCAUGCGAUU
Molecule: messenger RNA, 570 nt
Organism: Aureobasidium pullulans EXF-150
Lineage: Eukaryota; Fungi; Ascomycota; Dothideomycetes; Dothideales; Saccotheciaceae
Exons: 2
Coding region: 95-436 (113 amino acids)
Source: RefSeq, a predicted model, not a curated record